Phasianus colchicus (ring-necked pheasant) is the source of this 7844-nucleotide messenger RNA. Lineage: Eukaryota; Metazoa; Chordata; Aves; Galliformes; Phasianidae. The record is from RefSeq and is a predicted model, not a curated record.
GCCGGGUCGGGCGCCCCAUCUGGGCCUGGGCGUGACCUCGCCCCGGAGGGUCCUCCCGCCGGCCCCGGGCCGCGAUCGGGCCGAGAUCGGACCCGUCCGUGUGAAGCCCUGACGGGUCCUGCCGGCCCUCGGCCUGCCCGGGGCGGGAGAGCGGAGCGCCUCUGCGGGACGCGGCCGGGAGGCGGGGGGAGCUUCCUGGAACGGGUUAGAAGAGCGUGUUUGUUGAAAGCGAAGGAUAAAACAUCCGGUGUAAAGGUUCUGUCACUCGAGCAGCAGCAGCACGGCAGCCCUGCUGGCCCUGCUGAGGCACAGCUUUUCUUCGUUGAGAACGGGCUGUACGAGAGGCUUGCUUUCCCUGGAUGCUCACCGCAGAUGUAGGCAGGGAUUUCUCCUGUUCAGCAGCUACAAUUUUACAGCAAUAGACUUUUCUUCAUUCUGAGAGAUUUCUGAUGGCAGAACUGCUAAUCAGUUUCACAUGUUCUUAAUCUGCUAACUGUGCUCGUCUCCUUUUACAAAGAUAUCCACACUUCUUAUCUCUUCGGUUAUGUUUUCAGUGAGCAAGUAAGCAGUCACUGAGCUUCUGAGGAAGCCAGUCCCACUGAAAUGGUUGCGAUCUCCAAAAACAGCCUGUGAGGAAGAAAGAGAAUGUUUUGUGUUGUGUUCAGCUGACACCAAGAGUGAAAGAGCAACUGGUUGUGGUUGCGCUUACUAGGUGCAGACAGCUCCUACUGUGAGCACACAGGAAGCACAACAUUGCAGAAAUUCAGAAAGAUGUGGAAUAUCGACUGCCAUUCACUGUAAACAACUUGACAAUUAAUAUUAACAUCUUGCUUCCACCUCAGUUUCCUCAGGAAAAACCAGUCAUCAGUGUUUUCCCACCCGUGAGACAUCAUCUAAUGGACAAGCAGGGAGUAUAUGUGACUGGUCCAUUAAUAAACAAUUUUACAAUGCACUCGGAUCUUGGAAAAAUUAUUCAAAGUUUACUGGAUGAGUUUUGGAAAAAUCCACCAGUUCUGGCUCCUAGUUCAACAUCAUUUCCAUACCUUUACAGCAAACCAGCUGGAAUGCCUCCAUACGCUCCUCAGGGGUUUCCAUUUCUUCCUCCAUACCCGCCUCAAGAAACAAAUAGAACAAUGGCACCCGUGCCUGCUUCUGAAUCAGUUUCUUCAAGCUACACUACAGAAAAGCCUGCUGCUCCCUCUUAUGGCUUGAUUGCUGAUCUGCCACUACCUGUUCCAACAGCAGAAAUAGUGCUUCAGGUUGGCCAGAACGGAUUUACUUACAAGAUGCCUGAUGUUCCUGAUACCUUUCCAGAACUUUUGGAACUGAGUAUAUCAGAGCUGACCAAUAUGAAUGAAAAAGAGGAAGUGUUACUCGAACAGUUUGUGAAUCUACCACAACUGAAGCAAGUCAUUACUGACAGAGAUGAGUUAGUGAAAAGCAUUGAAGAGCUGGCAAAAAAAAAUUUGUUGCUGGAGCCCAGUCUAGAGGCAAAAAGACAGACAGUGUUGGAUAAAUAUGAGCAACUUGCACAGAUGAAAGCAGCCUUUGAAAAAAAGAUGCAAAGACAGCAUGAACUUAGUGAGAGUUGCAGUCCAAGCGCUCUGCAAGCCAGACUUAAAGUAGCUGCUCAUGAAGCUGAAGAGGAAUCUGACACUAUUGCAGAAGACUUCUUGGAAGGCAAAACAGAAAUAGAUGACUUUCUUAGUAGCUUCAUGGAAAAGAGAACGCUCUGCCACUGUAGACGAGCCAAAGAAGAAAAACUUCAACAGGCAAUAGCAAUGCACAGCCAAUUUCAUGCUCCGCUAUAGGUUUCCUGCAAACUGCAUCUGCCAACAGAAGAGUGAAAAACCCAGUAAAGCACAUUUUUUAAUAACUAUUAUUUGCAAAUAGGCAUUUCAUCUUAUGUGGUUGUAUUUAUAGAAGAGAUUGUAUACAGAGCUGGGACUGUUUUUGUACAAAUUAGAAUGUCUCUUUAUAUUCUCAUUGUACUCAAGAAUCCUUCUAUUGCAAACUUUGCACUAAUUUCUUGUAUUUAUUGUUGAUAGUUCUUAUUAUAUUUAAGUUCCUGCUGCUAUACCCCAUUCUUCAAAGAUUAAAUAUCUAAAUAUGUAAUUUUGACUAGCUUUUUACAUUUUUAUAAAAGCAUAAUUCAUAUCUUUUGUAUUUUGAAAUUUAAAUGGAUUUGGCUUGAUCUGUGGAAGAGUUUGAAAUAAAUGGUGAUAGAGCUUUGGAAACUGAAAAAGGUCGUAAUUGGAGAUAGUAAAUUCACAAGCUGUCUUUUCUUGAAGCCAAAUGUUUAAGAACAAUUUUUGUUACUUUUAAGUGAUAACACAAAACUAAUUAUAGCCUGUACUCUGAUUUGGAUAAGCAGAUCUGGAUUAAGCAAAGGUUGUGUUGGAACAAACUAUAUUGGAAACAAAAUGGAAUGAAUGAUCUCUGUGUAGAUUUGAUAUGUUGCUCAAUAGCACCGAUGCACUUGAUUUCAGGUGUGGCCUGGUACCUAGCACUGUAAUUAAACACAAUUUCAUCUAACAAUUUCAUUUUCACGUUUGUUUUUACUUACUGAGAAACAAGUCAGAUUACCUUCUAGUUUGUGUUUCAUGCAAUGCGACUGUGUGUGAAGAACUCAAAGACACUACAAAAUUUAAUUCUGAAUUUCUUUUGAAGUUGCAGUUACCCUCUUAUUUUUAAGCAAGAAAGGAACUGAUCUGGCUACAGUUAGGUUGUGUGUUGUCUUAAGGCCAAUGAUAAACUUGUAAGUGAGCCUUACGUCUGCCCUUUAAUCACUGAAUCUUGUCUCAGGUUAGACAACUUGUUUGUUUCUUUUUUUAGUGUAAGCAUAUAUUAGAUGAGAAUGGCUAGGAGUAAAUGCAGUAUUCUGUAGGACAAAAAUACAACCCCCAAGCACAUGCAUGUAUAUUCUCUCUUGCUCUUGAAAAAAGGCAAGAUCUUGUUCUUGUCAGUGAAUUAAAUUUUUGUGGAGAUGAUGAAGUUUCAGAAGAACAGAAGUACUGUUCUUGAAGAGAAAUAUGGUAAAAAACUGAAUAAGUAAUUUGUCAGGGAGCCUGCUUCUUCCUUAUCAGGAAACAGUUUGGAAACAACCCUCUUAACUAAGACAUUGUUCUAUUUUACCUAGGUAGUGCCACAAAGCAUCACAGAUUCAAGUCUUAUUCUAAAGCAGGUCAUAGAGUCAUUAAGGUUGGAAGGUUGGUUCGGGAGAGUACUUUUCUGUAUCACUAUCAGUCCUAAACUCAAUACUGGCAAAAUGGGACAGGAUAUUUCUUUGGAACUGGAGAAAAAUGAAUAAAUUUGAAGUUAAGAAAAAUCAACAAGCUUAAUUGCAAGAAUUCAGUACCACAGGCUAGUGAAUCUUCAAAUGGGACAUUAAUAUCAGUCCUGUUGUACUUCACAGUAUUGUCGUUGUCUGUCUUAAGCUACUGCCUUUCAUGGCAAAUAUAUUACUGCUGUUUGAUGAGGUGGUGGUUGUUUUUUGUAAAGCUGGCCCAAAUUCUGAGAUUGGCUAUCCCAAGAAAAAUACAACUGUGGUCCAAAUCAAAAAAGAUACAUAGGUGCCUGAAGAAAAAAUUAAUUGUAAGUGCCACUGAUUAAGCAAUAAUGUACAGAAUAUCUUAAAAGAUAAAUUCCACUGACUGUGCAUAAUAGUGCUUUUUAUAUUGGUAUAGUACUUCUGCUAAUUUGAUAACUAAAGUCCUAAUUCAACACAAGCUUGCAUGAAAGGUUUUCAGGAGGCUCUGGACACAGUAACGUGAUUUCUGCAGCUCUCCCUCAGUUAGACAACUGUUUUCCUUGCACAUUUUAUAAUCCUAUGGAAUUGCUGCCUUCUGUUAAAUGUUACAUAAUAUGGUGCUCUUCUGUAGUGAGUGAACUCUCCAGCCAGGUCACUUUCAGAGAAUUUGCUUCUCAAACUAGUAAGAGUUUUCCACGCUUGAGCCUUUUCUCUUAGGUUAGUUGUGUUUUCCAGGAGAUCACACUUAGAAAUGUAGGGUUUCCCCAGAGUCCUUCUGAUGGUAGUGAAGGAGAAUCUAAAAUGUCAGUGUUCCAUGCAAGUUCUUCAUACAGUGUUUCUUUUCCAGGGAUGUGGAAAUCUGAAGUUGUUUUCUCCCUUUUUAUUUUCUCUCUCAUAGUGUUGUUUCUAUUUUUAAGAUUUUAUUUUUUUUAAGCAUUUAACACCCUGAAUCCAUCAAUGGUAUACUUAGUCAAUUACAGAUAUCCUGUAAAAUAAAAUAGGAAUGGCCAGCCUGCUUCUGGCUCUUACAGGAUAUGCCAGUCUGCUGCUGUCUUUGUCAGUGUUGUUGCUUUUUAUUUUCUUUUGUUGUUCUUUUAGUUCAAUACUAGUUGUGCCAAUGCAAACACUUUUCCUUAAAGCUAGCCUUCUUAAUGUCACCAGAACACAUAAUAAAACACCAAUUAUUACUCUGUCAGAGGUAACUGGCAUGUAGCAUGCUGAUAGUUCAUAGUGAAGCACAUUCCUUACCUUAUUUUGCAGAAAUGUGAGGUAUAUUUGUAAAUCGAACUUUAAGCACUUCCCUAUGAAGUGUAAGAGGAUUGAAACUACUGUUAGAUGCAUACCCUACAAUCUCUUGAAAUGUGUUCAGCAGUCUGGAGUAAUAGCUUGCAUCCAGUGACCUGUUUCUGAAGACCUUCCCCUGUGUCACAUCUGUAGUGAGGUGUUUGCCAAAUGGAAGAGUGAAAUAACUGAGUAAGAAGUGUGAAAGUAAGGAGGUGACUUUGGUGUUUUUGGUGUUGCAGUAGUUUGGGGUGGGAUCGAUAGCCCAUUCUGUUUUGUAACUGCUAAUUGAGCCUGGUUGUGCCUGCUAGAGUAUCUGAUCUCACUACAAAAUGUUUUCCUGUUUUUUAUUUUUCUGUAGUUGAUUUUAGUCCUCUUGGCAAGAGACUACUUAAAUCCAGAAGUGAUUGCUCCAUAUAGCAAUUGUAACUCGAUGGUAUUGCAGACCAGAGAAAUUUAAAAUAAGUCUGAAAUCAAUUAGGUUUCCUUUUAGGGGGAAAUUGCAUACAACUGCUGUUAGUGAUACAUUCUAUUGGGAAUUAUAGAAGAAAGCUUUCCUAGCUUAUUUUACAUGCUAAACCCUUCUGAAAGACAGGGACUGUCAAAUAUGUACAGCUAUGCUAACCAAUGCUACAAGCAAAAGACUGUAUAAAUUAGUUCUAAGUAAUAUCUAAUCUUUAACUGUCUUUUUUGCUCUGUACAUACUGCUGCAGCUUUGCCACUUUGAACCUUGUUUCUGACUGAGUUCUUAUUACUCUCACUGAAGACUAGGAAUGGUCUCUUAAGAGGAGAAAGCUGAAAUAAAACACAGGCAACACAGUUAAAGUUAGCUAUUACAGCCUUAUUGUAUACAUUACUCUGAAUAAUAAAUACUGUACUGUGUUAAACUUACAAAUAAAGGCUUUGGGAUUUUUGACAAAUUUGGUAAUUGUCUUAAAUUAUGGAUAGAGUUGUGCAUUUCAGAUGUUGGCUGGAAACCAGUGGUGCAGAAACUACUCAAAAAGGCAAAUUUCCAUUCUUUGUAUGCAGUGUUUUGAGCUUUUCCUGUUUAACUCUUUGAACUGCAGUAAUUCCUGGAGCCUUCUUCAUUAAAAUGGGUUUUGAAAACCCAUAUUGCAGUUCUAGUUCAAGCUUUUUUACAUGUUUUGGCUUGGUCAGAUAGCUCUAGAGAUCAAAUAUAGUAAUAAGCUACAAAGAAAGCCUGCGUACCAGUAAUAAGUGAGUACUGUAACACAGUAAGAAAGGAACUGAAAUUUUCAGUCAUUGAGAACAGGGCAUUGUUCAGAAUACUUCGCAACCCAUAGACUUAAAAACAAGUCCUUGCUUCAGUUCAGUCACUGGUUUUAGUGAACUAAUAAAGUCUAGUUAGAUUCUUUUACAGAAUGCUUUAUAUUAGAAAACCACUAAACUUUAAAACAGUAUUAUUUGCUGGCUUCUGGUGCCUUAUUGGUACCAGUCUAAAUAACGUAAGUUAAAUGCUUAUUUUAAUAUUCUUUUCUAUCUCCCAGUUCUCUGGCAAUGCUUCUGGCUUUUCUCAAUACAGGCUUGCUGUACUCCAGUUGAAAUCCUUAUCUUUUAGGCAAAGGCCACCUCUUUGUUAUUGCUCUUUUAAUUAUUGUAUUAUUUGUAUUGCCAAACAUCUAUGCUACAUAAACUUACUGUAACUUCCAAGAAUGUAGUUCGCCCCCUCACUUAAUUUUAUGAAGAGUUUUCCUCCUUGUUCAUUGCUUUUGGCAAGAUCCUUCUUCUCUAGGCUGCCCUCUCCAACUUUUUUCAUUUUAUUUCUCAACUUCUCAGAAUCAAUUACCAAUUUACUACCUUUGUUGUUGUUGUGUUGAAGCAGCUGGUCAAUACUUUUUCAUUUGGUUCUUCAGCCAGAGAUCAUUUAUUUGAUUCACUGUUUGAUCCUGUUAAUGUCAGUGUCCUUUAGAUACAUAUUUUCCUACUAAAGAACACCAUGAAAUGAGGCUAAAAUUACACUGCAGAAACCUAUAAUGCUCUUCUAAUCCCUUCUUCCCAGCUGUUUGUUAUGCUCAUGUGUGUCCUAUUACAAAUUACGGAGGACUUAUGCCAAAUUUGGAAAAAUUUGCAACAGAGGGAGGAUCCCUGCAAGGCUCCAAAAAAAUAAAGUUGUUCAUAGAGUGGUUUUCACAUCCUUUGUAUUCUGCAUUCCCUAGAAAAAUUUAAAAAAACAGAUUCCCAUGUAAUAAACUCAAGUCAAUUGAUAGCAGCUUAAACAACUUGAUUCAAGUGUGAAGAAGAAAAAGCUACCUUAAUUUCAUCCAGGAUUAUGAAGUAACCAUCUGUCCAUGACCUACAUAUUUAUUUGGAAUUGUUUCUCAGCACUAAUAAUGUCACAAAUACAUAACAUUGCAAUGAAAACAAUAGUAAGUAAUGCAAAAUUCAAGGAUUCAAAGACACAUCACAGCAGACUGCUAAGCAGAAACUUCAUUUAAAAUGUUAGUAUGUCAAUAUUUCAGUGUAAAGCUAGUUACAAGAAAUUGCAUAAGCAACAUAAAGAUAGUACUUUGAGUUUGCAUAUAUUCCUGUUCUGCGUUUGUUUCUAGGCACAUCUAAUACAAUACAAUACAAUACCAUGAUAUACAAUUCUACAUUUUAAAGAUGUGAAAUAAUAUCACCCACUCUCAAACUCAUUUUUAGGAAGAAUAGUUGUACAUAUUUUGUUUUCAAUGCUGACUUCACAGCAUGUUUCUUUACUUUGAGAAAACCCAUUCAAAACUUCUUUUAAUACCGUACAUUUGACAGGCUACGUUCAAAAUAUGAAACAUUUUUAAAAGUACAAUUAAAAUCAGGAUAUUCGUUUAAUAAAAAGCCAUGGAGAUUAAAAACCAGAAGGCUGAAGAUUUUCAGCAGCAUGUAAUUUAUCAUAGCCCUAUUUUUAAUUGAGUGACAGUGAUUUAUCAAACUGAGGCUUGGCCUUCCCAGCACAGCAGUAAGAUAAAUCUCGCUGUUAAGAACUGAAUUAUUUGUUCAAAGACAGUAACUUCCUUAGGAUAUUAAUAAUACUGAAUUUUAGCUACUCAUUUUUAAUAAGAAGUUCUUAGAACAAAAUGAAAAGACAUCCCACAAAAGCAACUGGACUAAUAAAAUCUAAAAUUCUAAAUUGAGGUAUAUUUAUAUAAUUCAGCCUGUAAAUCUGUACUUCAAGGAGAAAUACAAAGUGCAAUCAAAGUAAACUUACAUUACUAUCAUGCUUUGCUUUACUGGAGCUCAAUACCACAUCAUUGCCUCCAAGCCAGUAAGAGCAGACACAAGAAUUAUAUUUUUAAUUCCUUCCUAUUAAGGAGGGAAG